Pollicipes pollicipes is the source of this 2300-nucleotide messenger RNA. RefSeq names its product coiled-coil domain-containing protein 85C-A-like. The record is from RefSeq and is a predicted model, not a curated record. Lineage: Eukaryota; Metazoa; Arthropoda; Thecostraca; Pollicipedomorpha; Pollicipedidae.
GAAUGGGCCCUCCGGAUCGCGUGGGCCCGCCGGAGCGCAUGGGCCCGCCGGAGCGCAUGGGCCCGCCGGAGCGCAUGGGUCCCCCGGAGCGCAUAGGCCCACCGGAGCGGCUGGGCCCACCGGAACGCAUGGGCCCACCGGAACGCAUAGGCCCGCCAGAGAGACUUGGCCCGCCCGAGAGAAUUGGCCCCCCGGAGAGGCUUGGCCCGCCUGACAGCCGCGAGCGGCUAGGCCCGCCGGACAGCCGCGAGCGGCUGGGGGCUCCGACGUCGGACCGACCGGCCGGCGAGCCGCAGAAGUCCUCCUCGGCGUCGAGCAGGUACCCGGCGGCGCCGGAGCCGGCGCUGUCCGGCUCGGCCGAGCCGCGCCCGCCCAGCUACCCGACGCAGCUGGGGCCGCGGCUCUCUGACGACGAGCUGCUGCGUGGCUCGCCGCGCGACCUGCUGGCCCGGUACCGGCACGCCGAGGCCGAGAUCGCCCGGCUCAUGAUGGAGCAUGGCCAUGCGCUGCGCGAGCUGCACCGUCAGAUCCAGGCGCAGGCGGUGGAGCAGCGCUCGGUGCAGCAGGUGCACCGGCGACUGCAGGACGAGAGCCAGGAGCUACGCGAUCUCUGCUGCUUCCUCGACGACGACCGCCAGAAAGGGCGAAAGCUGGCGCGCGAGUGGCAGCGGUUCGGUCGCUACACUGCCAGUGUCAUGCGCCAGGAAGUGUCCGCUUACCAGAGCAAGCUGCGCCAGCUGGACACCAAACAGCAAGAGCUGGUCAAGGACAACCUGGAGCUCAAGGAGCUGUGCCUCUACCUGGACGAGGAGCGGCAGGGCCACGGCUCGCUCUGCAGCAACUGCGGCGCGGCGCUAAACCAGCCGCGCGACGACGGCGACGGUAGCAGCAGCAGCACGGCCGCCGACGAGCCGGGCCUCUCGGCGCACGUGUACCUGCCGCCGCCCCCGGCGGCCGACAACGAGCGGCCGCGCCGCACUGAGAGCAGAGAGCGCCUGCUCGAGGAGAGCAUCCAGCGACAGCGCAGCCUGCUCAACGAGCAUAUCCUGCAGUACAUCCGCGGCCUGGAGCGUCGCCUGGAGGUGGCCGAGGAGGGCGGCGGCGGCGGCGGCGGUGACGGCGGACCCGUCAGCCGGCCCGACGCCGUCGUGCAGGCCAUGCGCGUGCUGGAGGUGCAGGAGCACCUCGAGUGGGAGUCGGCCUCGCUGGAGCGGCCGCCGCAGGAGCAGGAGGAGGGCACGCCGCGGAUGGAGGACCCCGAGAAGGCGCUCCUCCGUCAAAUGUGCAAUGUCGUGUGGAGGAAGCUGGAAGACGUCCCCAACUCGUGAUGAGGAAGCCACCACCCCUGUUGUUGGGGUCAACGCGCCUAAAUACGAGCCCCUGGUCCGAGACAGCCUGUUGCCAGCGGCCGCCUGCUAUCAGGCUGCAGUACGUGUAGUGGGCGCAAAAUGACCCCGGAAGUCGGCGCGCCCUAAAGCCCCAAUCAUCAUCACCAGGAGUUGGGUGCAUCACCGCCGGCGCGCCAAUGAUUGCGCUGAUUUAUCCGCACAAAUCUCCGUGAAUGGUGCAGUGUGAGCUGUGGCAGCUCGAGAGCGGCUGCUUAUGGUCCGUCCGCGACUACAUGCCGUCCGGUAUGGUGACUGUUAAUUAGUGUUGGUAUGCGCGAUGCCCAUCAGGCUCAUGCAAAUACGAGUGUUGGUAUUUGUGCAUGUUGAAUUUAGUGGUGCAACGCCACUGAGUAAUGCUGAUGAAGGCAGAAAAUUAGUACAAAUUAAUAUUUUACGUAAUGUCUGUGCAUUUGCUGUUGAAUGGAGGGCGUCCAGCGGGAUGAAUGGUGUGAAGAGCGUUUGGAUAUAAUUCGAAAGCGAUGGCGCAAACCGACGUGGAUUUUCAGUGGCGAAAUAGGUUAAGAUUAGGCUCGUCAGGUGACAAUCUGGCCCAUUGAUGAUAUUCUGCGCAAGGUCGUGUCUGCGGGGGUAAAGUACGUAUUGUUUUGAGGACGCGGCGACGAACUCUGUGGCUUGCAAUGCUGAUGUCGGGCGACAGGCUGGCUGGCACAGGCCAUGUUGCCGGUCUCACCGCGUACCAGCCGGUUUCGCGGACAUGAGACGAGCGCUGCCGCGGAAGCAGACGUCUCCAACUGUUGAUUCAUUCGUAUCGCGGUGUUCGAUGUGUUGCGUUGGAUGUCUGCUGUUGACGUUGAAGAGUAGCAGACAAGUUGUAACCUGUUCCUGUAAUUAUCGCGUAGGGUGAGUAAAUAUGCAGAUGUACAAAUGCUAUAAUACAAGACUCAGCUGUAA